Molecule: messenger RNA, 4162 nt
Organism: Pyrus x bretschneideri (Chinese white pear)
Lineage: Eukaryota; Viridiplantae; Streptophyta; Magnoliopsida; Rosales; Rosaceae
Product: probable RNA-dependent RNA polymerase 5
Exons: 20
Coding region: 781-3786 (1001 amino acids)
Biological process (GO): siRNA processing
Cellular component (GO): nuclear RNA-directed RNA polymerase complex
Molecular function (GO): RNA-directed RNA polymerase activity
Source: RefSeq, a predicted model, not a curated record
AAGAUAAGGCAAGUGAAAUGUCUUUAAAAAUAGUAAAAAUCAAAUUUGAAGACAGAUUCAAAUUAAUAUUUCUUUGUCUAUGUCAGCUUAACAAAUAAUGAUACGUUAUUUGAUACAGUUAUAUAUCUAUGUGAUAUUUUUAACAUCUCCUUUAAAAAUAGCCAUAACCUUAUAAUAAAUUAAUAAUAAUAUAAUUCAAAUUUGUUUUUAAGAAAAAUUAAACUUUCAUUCACAAAUAAAAAAUACCAGUAACCCAUAGUUAACGGCACGUCAAAACUUUGUCCUCAAUUCAACAUCCACAAAAUCAAUCAAAAGCCCAAAGCAGCAUUAGUGCCGUAGUAUUUGCUUGCUCCAAUUGUUAGUGACGAAAUCUUCAUCUCCCACCAAAAAGAAGCACGCUUGACAAACUCAACGUAUCACCACCAUCAGCAGAACAACUGCAAAGUCAGUAACACAGAGUUCGCGGAUGUUGAUUUCGAUGACCCUAUCUUCUCAAAUCCCAUUCUUUCAUCUCUCAACUUCCCCCAACACACCACCACCGCCAGCGCCACAGUUGCGCUGGCCGACGCCGACUGCCCACAACCGCAACUGCACGUGCCGCUGCCGCCGAAGGUGCAGCAAAAACUGAACACCAUAUGCGAGGAGAAAGAGCAGCCGCAGCCGGACGCCGAUUUGAGAAGGAAGCUGAGUUUGCUGGGCGAGGAGAAGGCACUCGAACUCCUCGGUGAAAUUUACAACACUAAAACAAAGAUCAGAACCCUCAGUGGAUACAUCGGGUUCAUGCUCCGCCAAGAAAAAUACCGAUGUGCCCCUCAUUCUCCUUCUCCUCCUCCUUCUCCUUCCCCUUUCCCUUCCCCUUCGAAGUCUGCCCCCGCUGCUUCUCGUCUUCUUCACAGCCCGUCUUCUGCUUCCUCCAUCACUCCUGGUCGUCAAGGGAAUACUAGUGGAGGACAGAGGGAACUGUAUUCCUAUUUCUCAACAACUCCAUCCCAAUCUGCUCGAACUUCUCUUUUCCAAGGCCCAUCAUCUGCUCCGCAGAGUACUUCUGGUCAUCAAGAGCACCUUGGGGACUGUGGAGGAGGGUUGAGGCCACUUUAUUCCUCUUGUCCCUCGCAUUCUCCUUCAGAAGUUGCCCGUACUUCUCUUUUUCAAGCCCCCUCUUCUGCUGCUCCUUCCACUUCUCUCACUCCGGUUCGACUUUCUCAAGGUGAGGCUCUCACUAAUCGGUCCGCGGACCAACCCGGAGACGAUGGGCGGGCGCAAUUAGAAGCUCUAGGCGAGCUUGAAUUCAGGAAACAGUUUCUAAUAUUAAAUUACGCCGGAGGAGAGAAGUUAGAAAAUGUUCUAGCGCCAGAAACUAUUAGGAGUUGGAAAGGUAUGCCGAUGCAGCAGUUUGAGAACACAGUUUGGGACGCUUUGGGUAGCAAAUAUACUCGAAAGGAAGACCGACAAUGUACUUUGGAUUGGGAUUCUCGACAAGCAUACGUCUACCAUUGUGAAGUCGCUGUGGAUGGGAGCUACAAAUUCAAGGGCCCCUAUCAACGCACCACAAAAAGAACUCUCUUACAGAAAAUUUUAGGAGAUGACAGCAUUUUAAUGGUGAAAUUUGCUGAUGCGGUGAAUGACAAAGAUCCCAGGAAGAAAAUGGGCCUUUAUGUUGAUUAUAGCAAGGUCGCAAGAGAAGGGAUUCUUGUUGGUUUGCGUCGAUAUUGUUUCUUUGUGUUCAAAGAUGGUGGUAACAAAGAGAAGAAGAAAUGCCCAACUUCAUCACCUGUGAAGUGUUACUUUGUUCGUGUGGGCUCUAACGCCACAAUUGACAGGGGUGGAGAUUAUAUUAUAUCUAAUAGAACAGCUCAUAAAGCAAGAUGCAUUUUCAUGCAUCCACAUACCGUGUCUAGUGUGAGCAACUAUAUGAUUAGGUUUUCACUCAUUUUGUCGAAGACAGAGAGCUUGAAAGUAGAAAAUUGGUCCCUUCUGAAGAUUGACGACAUUGAUGAUGAUUAUUGUCUGGAUGAAUAUGGUAAUCGUAUCUAUAGAGAUGGAAAGCCUCUUAUACAUUCAGAUGGAACUGGAUUCAUAUCUGAGGAUCUGGCUUUACUUUGUCCUAAGGAUUUACUGAAAAAAGAAGAGUUCACCAGUGAAUACUUUGAGCCUUUGCUCAUGCAGUUCCGACUUUUCUACAAGGGCCGUGCUGUGAAGGGAACCUUUCUGGUCAAUAAAAAGCUGCCACCGAAAACAAUCCAGAUUCGACCAUCAAUGAUUAAGGUUGAGACAGAUCGACAGAUGUUGGAUGAUAAACAAGUGAAUUCGUUGGAGAUAGUUGGAGUCAGUAAGAAACCUAGGAAUACAAAAUUUUCGAGGAAUUUAAUUGCCCUUCUAUGCCAUGGAGGGGUGCCGAAAGAGUAUUUCAUGGAGUUACUUAUGAAAGAUCUGGAAAAUACUCGUGGUGUGUUCUGCAAUAAGCAUGCAGCAGCCAAAGUUGCCCUUAACUACGGCGGGAUGGACGAUGAUUACCUAUCAUUUAAGAUGAUCUCUUCUGGUAUUCCUCUAGAAGAAUCAUAUUUGCAACAUCGUCUAUCAUUCCUGAAGAAAGAGGAAAACAACAGUCUCAAAAAAGGGAAAAUUUCUAGUCCUCAGAGUUAUAUGUUGAUGGGGACAACUGAUCCAACGGGGAUGUUGGAAAAAGAUGAAGUUUGCGUUCUCCUUGACAGCGGGCCAAUUCAAGGAGAGGUGCUAAUGUACCGGCAUCCAGGUUUACAUUUUGGUGACGUUCAUGUUUUGAAGGCCACCUACGUGGCGGAGUUGAAAGAAUUUGUUGGCAAUAGUGGCUUUGCUAUAUUCUUCUCUCGCAAAGGUUCACGUUCCAUAGCUGAUGAAAUAGCUGGUGGAGAUUUUGAUGGCGAUCUCUAUUGGGUCUCAAGAAACCCUCGGCUUUUAGAAUGUUUCAAACAAAGUAAACCUUGGAUCGAUACUUCAUCAACUCCCAAGGCUGCCACCACCUCACCACCAGAACCAAGUGCGCUUUUGCCCGAUCAUAUAGAGGAUGCGCUCUUUAAACAAUUCUUGACAGCUAGGUUUGAACCGAGUUUUGCUGUGGGUGCAGCUUCUGAGUACUGGUUGGCCUAUAUGGAUGAAUAUCUGACUCUGGGGGAUGGUCAUGAAAGAAGACUUAAGGGGGAAAAAAUGCUGCGGUUAGUUGAUUUAUACUAUGAUGCUUUGGAUGCACCGAAAAAAGAUCGAACGGUCAAAAUCCCCAAUGAUUUGAAACCAGAGUCGUUUCCUCAUUACAUGGGUAAGCCAAACUCAUACAGAUCGACUUCCAUUUUGGGGUCAAUUUAUGACGCAGUGGAGGAAUAUCAACCGGAAGACACUUCAGACAAAGUAGCGGAAAAGCUUCCUUGUUUUGAUGUUGAAGACCUCCCCAAGGAGUGCUUGAAGAAGUGGGACGAACUCUACAAGAAGUACAGGAGUGAAAUGAACUGUGUCUUGCAAAACGAUGAUAAAGAGGGCAAGAAUAAGGCUGCCGAUAAGAUCAUAGGAAGGUAUAAAGAGAUUCUGUAUGGUUGUGAGGACUUUGAGAAGAGCACAAAGCCCUUGGAUGAAAUAUUUAACGAGGCACUCGCUAUAUAUCGUUUCGCAUAUGACUACGCUUGGAAAGUUAACGAUGUAGGAAGAUGCGGGUUUGCUUGGAAAGUUGCAGGUUCAGCUCUCUGUAAGUAUUACAAGACCAUAAACGAGGACCGCACUUUUGAAGUCUCGUUCUCUGUUCUCAGGGACAUCCUCUAAUGAAAGGGGUACGGGGGCUCAAGAUCCUCGGAUGAAUAUUCAUCCGAGGCACCCGCUCACUAUGUAUCGUCUGUGUAUAACUAACUCACUCGUGAGCGCAGGUUAGGUUCUCUGUAAAGUCUCAUUGGCUGUUUUAAAGGGCAGAUUAUUUAAUGUAGGUGUUGAAUGAUGUCCUUAGUUUGUAUUAACUAUUAAUGUAAUGUAACAUUAUUCACGAGUACAUAUAAAAACGACUGACUUUUCUGUAGAUUAUUCUAUCGUUUGUCGUAGGAAAAGAGCAACUUUACCAAAUGCAGAUUUGUAAAGAUGUAGGUUUGAUUUCCUAAGAGUGACUGUCUCAUGUCCAGAUUAUCAUCCAAAUCGUUUUUUAUCCUUG